AACCUGCCAAAAUCUAUAUUUUUGUCGGUUUCACUUUUGUCAUGGCACAUAAGAAUACUUGAAUAUUUAUCUCACCUUUUAGCUUCCACCAAGGUCUUCUUGAUGCUGGCAUUAGCAGCCUCGGGAGUCUGUGGAGUCAUAAGGUGUCCCAAAAGUCAGACGCAGCUGUAUCCUUGCAAGUGCGCCCAUAGCGAGCACUCCGGUCUGCACGUGCUUUGCGAAAACGUCAACCUGGCCAUGAUGUCAAGGGGUCUGGGAAAAGUGGACCAGCCGAUCGCCAAUCUUACCAUAUCCAAAGCGUCGUUCAAGAAUUUGUUCGGGGACGUCUUCAAGGGUCUCCAGGUCAUAAACCUCACAGUCACUCACGGUUCGCUCAGCAGUGUUGCACUGGACGUCAUGGAUCACUUCAAUGAAUCACUAACGUCGCUCAGCUUUGAAAACAACACCUUUGAGGAGAUCCCAGUGCAGCUUAUCAACAAGUUCAGAAACUUGACGUCGUUGAACCUGGCCCAUAACCGGAUUGAAGUGAUACCGGCAAACGCUUUUGGGGCGUUGAACAUACUGCUACAGUUACGUCUUGACCAUAACCGUGUGUUCAAAAUUCACCCCGCAGCAUUCACUGGGCUUAACCGCUUAGACAGGCUAGAGCUGCAUCAUAAUCGCUUAGAGAAAUUCGAGAGGAACACAUUCAGGGUAGUCCGAAAGGUAAAAUACCUUGACUUGUCAUAUAACAACUUCACGACUCUUCAGAGGACGGAUUUUAAUCAGCUUACAAAUAUGUGGUUUCUCAACAUUUCAAAUAACAAGAUCAAGACCUUCCCGCGAUCCAUGUUCGUAGCUAACGCAAUCCUUAGGGUUAUCAACAUGUCCUACAACGAACUUCCUGAAGUCGAUGCGAACACUGUUAAGGGCGUCAGGUUUCUCCGAGAUGUCUACUUCAGAGGAAACAACAUCAAAUCUGUCCACAAGCAAGCCUUUAUUUCUGCCAAGCAUCUUCGUACACUGGACCUUGCCUACAACCUGCUCGAGGAUAUCGGAUACGAGCAAUUUAAAGAUUUUCAGUGGUUAGAGAGGCUAGACUUGAGCUACAACAAGAUUUCGAAAAUUGCGAGCUCGGGAUUUCUUAAAAUGUAUCAGGUUACCAUUGACUUGAGUCACAACAACAUAAGUUACAUCGGUGAUAUGGCUUUUUCUGAGCUUUCCAACGUAACGCUCUUCGACAUGUCGUAUAACAACAUCAGUGGAAUGCCUAAAAAUGCCUUCUAUUUAUCUGAUGUCACAACUCUUCUCCUGAACCAUAACAAUAUCACCGAUUUAACUCAAAUUCCAAUAGCUAAUAUUACAGGAAUCAAGGUUUUCAACGUUACCUACAAUCACAUCAAUGAAAUCAAUCGCAAAGCGUUCACAAAAAAGAGGCUCUACGAACUGCAUACACUUGAUUUGAGUCACAACAAUAUCAGUGAAAUAUCUGGAUCCAUCUUCGAAAAACUUGCUGGCGUACGAAGCAUCAAUCUGAGUCACAAUGCGCUUCGAAAAAUUGGGUAUAGCACUUUCGGUUCAAUACCAACUCUCUUAGAGCUGGAUCUGAGUCAUAACAACAUCUCAGAGGUGAGUCACAGCGGUCUCUCCGCCCUCGUCAGCGUACGAUUUAUACAGGUCAAUAACAACCGUAUAAAACGCAUGUUCAACCUUCCAAUAGCCCUUAAUGAAUUGCACCUCGAACAUAACAAUCUCGAACACUUUGGACCAGGAACCUUUAGAUCAAUGAAUUCAAUGCUGCGAUUAUACUUGGACUAUAACAACCUAACACACCUGGAAGGAGGAUCGUUUCAAAAUUUGUUAACACUCCAGACUUUGUCUCUAGGCCACAACAACAUAGAAAAUAUACCCUGGGAAGCGCUGCAAGACAUGUCAUCCCUUCAGUACCUCUACUUGCACAACAACAAGAUCACAAAACUCCCCAAAAAGGCUUUUGGGCGCCUGCCUGUUGUGUUCGAUUUGCGACUGCAACACAACCAAAUCAACAACAUCAGUGAAUACGCUUUCGAAGGCAUGCUUCAACUGCUGCGACUCAAUCUGAGUUUCAACAACAUAUCCAUCAUACCGCCAGAAGCGUUCAAAGGUUUGGUGUCACUUCAUUCUCUGGAUCUGUCCCACAACAAGCUCAAUAAGUUGGAAAAUAAAACGCAUGGUUUGCUGGAUGAUCUGCUCUCGCUGGAAACAGUGAAUGUGUCACACAACGAGGUCGCCUUCGUCACCGACAAAACCUUUCCCAAGUCCCCGUAUAUUCCUUACAAACUGAAGCGAGUCAACCUCAGCCACAACUUUCUUUCCGUGCUCACUAACAGCUUUGAUGACGGUCUUGGAAAAGUCGAACUCCUAGACCUCAAGCAUAACCUAAUCAACGAGAUAUAUCCCAACGUCCUCAAGAACUUGAGUAGCCUUCAGUUCUUGGAUAUGUCACACAAUGACCUACGUCACGUUGCCAAUGGUGCACUCGUCCUGCCAGAGAAUGUUAAAUGGGUUGACUUCAGCCGGAACAAAAUUUUCUCGGCGGACAUGAGAGACCUUCUUGCGUCACAGGAUUUGGAGCACCUAGACCUUCGCUUCAACAACGUGUCACGGUUCGAAGAGGAGUUUGUGUCAAGGAUCAAGAAAGGUCUGCGGUUGUUUUACGAAGGUAACCCGCUCAACUGCGACUGCCACGUCAAGUACCUGCGCCAGUGGCUCAGCCACAGCCCCCAAGCCAUCGAGUGGAACGCCGUGCGAUGCACCGGUCCCCAGCAACUCCAGAACCGACUCUUCAUGGACGUGACACCCGACGCUCUGCACUGCCGCUCCGAAGAAGAGGCCAAGUUGGACGACGAGGACGACGGCGCCCCGGUCGACCUCAAGUUUAGGCUCGUCGACUCGCCGUCGUCCAACAAGAUCCGCUUCGCCUGGUACGUGUCCACCCAGGAGGACGUGUCAGGCUUCCGGGCCGUCGUCAGCGACGUACCCACCAGCAGCCUGGCUGCCGAGAAGGACAUUCCGUACCGCUCAAGGGAGUACAGCAUUGACGGGCUCGAUGCGGCCGUCGAGUACAGGCUCUGUCUGAUUGCGCUAGACUCGACUGGAGGCACCAGGACAUUCACGUCGAGUCAGUGCAGGACGGUCACUCCGGUCGGCAGCGGUGGACAUGUGGCAUUCGCGGUGCCCCUCGUCGCUCUAUCUGCGGGGCUCGUGCUAUGGAAUUCGUUUUGUUUUUAA
Messenger RNA from Ixodes scapularis (black-legged tick), 3249 nucleotides. Its product is annotated as chaoptin-like. The annotation marks the transcript as partial. Lineage: Eukaryota; Metazoa; Arthropoda; Arachnida; Ixodida; Ixodidae. The record is from RefSeq and is a predicted model, not a curated record. Gene Ontology annotation, cellular component: extracellular matrix. The transcript has 4 exons. Gene Ontology annotation, molecular function: protein binding.